UUUUGGUCCUCAAAAGAUAAAAUUAAUUAAAUUAAUCCUCGAAAAAUAAUUGGGUUGGUCAAGUUCGUCCUUCCGUCAUUUCAGUGGCUGACGUGGCUAACGAUCACUAGCGUGGAACGUUAACUAACAGCAUGGCACACUCCAAAACGACAUAGUUUUAUUUGUUUUGACCCCAACCCGUAAUAUGAAGUCGUUUGAUCUCCAGAAUGAAUAUUCAAGCGUUUCUUUCCAUCACCACCUCUCGUAGCAACCAUGUCUCUGUUUCGCUCCAAAACCUCUUGUUUCCUCUCUUCUCUCUGAAGCUCUGCCCUAAGACACUUGCCAAAGAAUUGAACCUGCCUGUUCAGUUCACCAUUCUGCAAAACGACAUUUGCGGAAGGGUUCGCACUAACAGAGUGCAAAGUUGGAGGACUCACGGAGACCGAACACCAGUGGAAGAAGGCAUCGUAAAGAUGGAAAGUCCUGCAAUGAUUUUUGUAUUUUACUAUGGUGGAAAGUUUAAAAAAGAACGGGAUGGAUAUCUAUAUUAUGAGCCGGAUAAUACAGAGGUUGUAAUGUGCAAGGAUUGUAGAAGGUUCCUGGUGUUCUCCUUGACAAAGGGUUGAAGAGGCUAACCACGGAUGCCGACUGGAUUGUAAUGAAUGCCUCACCCAAACCAGCUGCAGCUGCAUGGCAUUUGUGCUAACUCCAAGUUUCAAGCCUCUAAGAAAGAAAGAUAAAGCCAUUUGCUUAGUAUCAUGUGUUUUGCUCCAUGGUUGUUGUCUAUGUUUUUAUACAGGGCUAUAUUUAUCAGGUUCCGUCUUAGAUAAGCGCAUAAUGAGUCUACCAGCAUAUCUAGGCCCUAAUGAAAAUAUAUCUUGCUCUUGCAUGAGAGUACUUAGAUUGUUACAACACCUUUGUAUAUGUUAAGUCCUCAUUGUCAAUAAUCUUUGCACAUACACAUUAACAUACACAAGUUUUGUAUAGUGAUUUAAAUUAGUUAUAUUUGGUGUUACCAAAAUGUAAUGACCAAUAAGGGUAAAUCAUAGCACUUAUUCCUGAGCCUCAUUUUGAGUUAUAAUUUCUAACACUCGGAUAAGGCUGCUUACAUGUUAGUGUUGUUUUAAUAUAAUGCUACCUAGUGUUUAACUAGUUAAUUACUUUGUCUUGCUUCUCU
Arachis ipaensis is the source of this 1156-nucleotide messenger RNA. The record is from RefSeq and is a predicted model, not a curated record. NCBI's taxonomy places the organism in Eukaryota, Viridiplantae, Streptophyta, Magnoliopsida, Fabales, Fabaceae.